AUGCUCAGGACCCUCGGGCUGGCCCUGCUGGCUCUGCUCAGCACCGUGGGCCCGAGCCAGGCCAGCGGCUUCACAGAGAAAGGCCUGUCCUUGCUGAGCUACCAGCUGUGCAACUACAGCGUGACCCAAAGGGUCCAGAAAGUGGAGGCUGUCCAGGUGUCCCACGUGACUUAUGCCCCCUGCGGUGGAUGGAUCCCAUGGAGGCGGUGCCCCAAGACAGUUUACAGAACCCGGUACCUGGCAGUGGAUGUCCCGGAGUCCAGGAACGUGACCGACUGCUGCGAGGGCUACGAGCAGCUGGGCCUCUACUGCGUCCUGCGAGGAGCCUGUGGGCGGGGCACUGCGGCUGCUGGGGGCCUGGGCUGCGGCACCACCUUUGGCACAGACGGCCUCCUGCCAGCUCCUGAGGGCUGCGCGUGGGCGCCUCUUCCCACCUCCAUGCUCAGCAUCUACAAAUGCCACACCGGCAGCUGGAACUGCCAUGGUGGAGGCAUUUACACCACGGCCCUGAAUCGGUCCGGGGAGUUUGCAUCGAGACCCGGGGUCUGCCCAACAGUGGGGCCAGACACAUCCACCUCGUCCUGUGCCCUGGAUGCCGACUGCCCUGGACUUCAGAAAUGCUGCCCCUUGCUGGGGGGCCACCGCUGCAUGGCUCCUGUGCUCCAAGCUCCAGAGAGGAACCUGACGAGCUCCUGGUACAACGUGACGGUCCUGGUGAAAAUGAACUUCCAGGAGCUCCAGCAGGUGGAUCUCAGGCUCCUGAACCACAUGAGACUUCUGCACUCCAUGGUCACCAGUGCCCUGUGGCCGAUGAAUGCCGCCGUCUACCACCUGCACUCGGCCUGUGGCGACACCUCGACCACGGUGUCGCGGUUGCUGCUUGGCCUGCCGUGGCCGGUGCCUGUGGCCAACGUCUCCGCAACGCUGGAUGGCGUCGUGAAGCGCGUGUAUGAAGUGAUCAGCGUCCAGGUGCAAGAUGUGAAUGAAUGUUUCUACGAGGAGCUCAACACCUGCUCUGAAAAAGAACUGUGCUUAAACGUCGACGGCUCGUACCAGUGCGUCUGUCACCAGGAGCCACCCACCUCGUUCCCCCAGAAGCUGAACCGCACGUGUGAGGAUGGCCCACCCAUCCGAGACCACAAGAUCCUCAGCGUUACCAGCAGCAGCUUUCACGGUGUCCUGAGUUUGAAUUCCACCCAGAACCGCACUUUCCACGUGCAGGUUUACAGGGGUGAGGAGCUGCUCAGGAGUGCCUGGACCCAGGGACAAACCCUGGAGGUGGCUGGGCUGGAGGCCGGAGUGCUGUAUGGGGUGAAGACCAGCUACCAGGCGUGUGGGACCAACGUCACCACCACGCUGCCUGUCAGAACCGAUGCCCGGAUGUUCCAAGUCACUGUGAGAAUCCUAAACCGCACGCUGACCGAGACGCUGCUGAACCGCGAGAGCCCUGAGCACCGGGAGUUUUCCCAACAACUGCUUCACGAGGUUGAAAGCUCCUUUCCGCCGGCACUGUCUUACUUGUAUAGACGAGGGAAGCUGAGGCUGCAGAUCGUGUCUCUCGAGGCCGGCAGUGUGGUUGUGAAGCUCAGAGUGACGGUGCAGGACCCCGAGUUCCCAGUGGACAUCUCCACACUGGCCCUCAUGCUCCCACGGCUGUGGAUGAGCACAGUGUUCCGUAUUGACCAGCGGGGGACACUCGUGCAAGAUUGGGACGAGUGUGCAGACGGCCUAGAACACGACUGCUCCCCGGCUGCCCAGUGCAUCAACCUGGAGGGCUCCUACACCUGCCGGUGCCUGACGGCCAGGGAUGCCAACCCCUCCCGAGCAGGCCGGGCCUGUGCUGGUGACGAGGUGAGCCCCACGGGAGGUGCACUGUCCCUCACGACAGGGGUGAUGGCCCCAGCUCUCAGCACAGAAGCAGCAGCUCUUGACCCGGAGACCCUCGCCUUGUCACCCAGCCCUGGGCGUCCGUGGGGCACCCCUGCAGCAGGCCAGGCCCAGACCCUAGGGCCCCCGCCCAGGAGUGAGGGCAGUGGCGUGGUCGGGCAGGACAGGAACAGCACAGGGCAAGGCGUGGAGGAGGAAGUCCAGCGAGCCCUCCAGCCUGGGGACGGGCCAGUGGAUGCCACCAGGGCUCCCAGGCCAACCCGCAGCUCCUUUCCCGGGGCCACGGAGGGCCCGCUCAACGCCCCUGGACGGUUGCUGAGAAACUCCACUAUAGAGCCGCCUGCCUUGCCCACCCCUGCUGAGGAUCCGACGGGCCAGGCCGUGUGGCACGCCAGCCUCCCAACGUGGGAACCGCCUGCAGCUCUGGGCCCCACAGAGCCACAGAACGCAGACCCUGCACCUUCAGUCCCCAUCCCUGCGUCUCUGGAGACCCUGGCCUGUGUUCCCACCCCCAUUGGAAGGGUCACCGUCUCCAAUGUGACCAGCACUGGCUUUCACUUGGCGUGGGUGGCAGAUCUCGCCCUGCACCCCACGUUCCAGCUCACCCUGAUGUCCACGCGGAGCCCCAAUGUGCACCUGGAGACCCGGAACGCAAGUCUGACGCUAUGGGGCCUGGAGCCUGGCGUCUUGCACUUUGUUGAGAUAGUGUCCAAAGCAUGUGGGAAAGAAAGUGCCACGGCACACCUGAAAGUGAGGACAGCGGCACAGAAGCUCAGUGGAAAAGUCAGAAUAGCAAACGUCAGGUAUUCAGAAUCCUUCUGCAACGCCAGCAGCAAGGAGUCCCAGAGUUUCCUACAGCUGUUCUUUAGGAUGGUGCGGGGUUCCUUGCCGGCCGCCAUGCGUCAGCACCUGGACUCGGGCGGGGUGCGGCUGGAAGUUACCCGCGUCACCAACGGCAGUGUCGUGGUCGACUUCAAUUUGCUGAUCGUCUCAGACUUGCAUGUCCAGGAGGUGUCUGCCGCGUUCUUCGCUGCCUUUCAGAAUGCCUCUCUGCUGGAGGUGGUUGGGGGAGACACCGUCAUAUGGGAUUACGACGAGUGUGAGAGGCAGGAGGACGACUGUGAGCCAGGGACGACCUGUCGCAACACCCUGGGGUCUUUCACUUGCAGCUGUGUUGGAGGAACCUCUGACUUCCCUGUAGAAUAUUCUGGAAGACCCUGUGAAGGCAACACUUCUGGCAACACAAGCCAGGCCCCCGGGUCCUCUCUGGCCCCUGGCCCAGAGCAGCCCCCCACUGCAGCAGAAACUAGGGCCGCCUCUGUGCAAGGUGCCAGUGCAGCCCCCCAGGGGCUGCUCCCAAAGCUGAACCUGACGAGUGCGGUCAGGGUGCUGUGUGAGAUCGAGAAGGUAGCCAUCGCCGUCGAGAGGCGCUUCCUGCAGCAGGAGUCCAUCCCCGAGUCCUCCCUGUACCUGGGACACCCGUCCUGCAACGUGAGUGACAGCAACAGCACACACGUGUUCCUGGUAGCCGGAUGGAGCGAGUGUGGAACCCUCGUGCAAAGCAACAUGACAAACACCGUGGUGAGGACCACGCUGAGGAACGACCUGUCCCCGGAGGGCAUCAUCCACCACAUGAAGAUCCUCAGUCCCAUCCACUGCGCCUUCCAGAACGACCUCCUGACGUCAUCGGGCUACACCCCAGAGUGGGGGGUUUAUACCAUCAUUGAGGACCUCCAUGGCGCUGGAAGUUUCGUUACGGAAAUGCACUUAUUUAUUGGAGACUCUCCUAUACCUCGAAAUUACAGCGUGUCUGCCAGCGAUGACGUCAAGAUCGAAGUGGGGCUCUAUAAACAGAAAAGCAACCUCAAGGUGGUCCUGACCGAGUGCUGGGCCACCCCGUCCAGCAACGCCAGGGACCCGGUCAUGUUCGGCUUCAUUAACAACAGCUGCCCCAUCCCCAACACACACACCAACGUGAUCGAGAAUGGGGACUCCAACAAGGCCCAGUUUAAGCUGAAAAUCUUUUCCUUCAUCAACAACUCCAUUGUCUACCUGCACUGCAAACUUCGCGUCUGCAUGGAGUCUCCUGGAACCACAUGCAAAAUCAAUUGCAAUGCCUUUCGGUCACUGAGAAGCGGUGAGUCAUCUGCAACACACCAGACGUCCUGGGGACCCCUCAUUCGGUCUGACGGUGAGGCUCCAGGUGCAAAGCCAGGGCUGGCACCCAGCUACAUUGUCCUCAUCGUGGUGGCCAUCUUUGCCUUGGUGACGGGGGCAGCCGCCCUUCUCAUCGUGCGCUACCAGAGGAUGACCGGGAAGUACAACUUCAAAACCCAGUCAGAUGACUUCAGCUACCAGGUGUUCCAUGACUAGGAGGCCCCGGCUGCCCUGAAGGUAGCUGUGAAUCAAGCUCGGUUCUUAAUUCAUCAAGCACUGAUGGAAACCUCUGUCCCACAUCCAAAGUUUGGAUGAGCCCCCAAGACGCUGAAAAACACAAACUUCACCUGCUCCCAGGACGCCUGUCGACUACGUUAGAUCCCAGACAAGCAGGCAAGUGAGAGAAACUGUUGGAGAAGUGGGCAACGUGUUGGAGACGCCUGGAGCUCCAGACACAGGGAUCAUCAAACUAAGCGUGAAUGCAGCUCUACCAUCAUCCAAAUCUCCUCCCCAGCCCCAGAGCUCCCUUUACCAUCCAAAUUGGUCAAAGUGGCCCUUCUUGGUUUUGCUCACCACUGACAUCCAUCCAUCCAUCCAUCCUCUAUCCUCCAUCCUCCAUCUAUCAUCCAUCCAUCCA
Messenger RNA from Rhinolophus ferrumequinum (greater horseshoe bat), 4681 nucleotides. It is a transcript of the gene UMODL1, whose product is annotated as uromodulin like 1. Gene Ontology annotation, cellular component: extracellular region; cell surface. The record is from RefSeq and is a predicted model, not a curated record. Gene Ontology annotation, molecular function: calcium ion binding; protein binding; peptidase inhibitor activity. NCBI's taxonomy places the organism in Eukaryota, Metazoa, Chordata, Mammalia, Chiroptera, Rhinolophidae.